Tetrahymena thermophila SB210 is the source of this 588-nucleotide messenger RNA. RefSeq names its product mediator of RNA polymerase II transcription subunit, putative. Gene Ontology annotation, molecular function: transcription coregulator activity. Gene Ontology annotation, cellular component: mediator complex; core mediator complex. The transcript is spliced from 3 exons. NCBI's taxonomy places the organism in Eukaryota, Ciliophora, Oligohymenophorea, Hymenostomatida, Tetrahymenidae. The record is from RefSeq and is a predicted model, not a curated record. Gene Ontology annotation, biological process: regulation of transcription by RNA polymerase II.
AAAAUAAAUAAAUCAAUUAUAUUUGCGAAUUAUAAAUAGUCUAAUUAGUGUUUAAUAUUUUGCAAAAUAAGAAAAAAAGAUUUACUUACUAAAAAAAUAUCUUUAAAGCAAGCUAAAUUUUGGGUAUUCUAAUAUAAAAUGAUGUAGCAUUAAAUGAGCAUGCAAAUUCAAAGCUAAAAUCAAUAAGAUUAAAGCUAACAAGCCAACCAAGAUCUUAUGAAUUUUAGGUCUGAUUUUGAAUAAUACUAAAGAUUUUAGUUAGAUCUUGAAUUUGUCAAUAUGCUAGCCAAUCCAUAUUACAUUUUAUAACUUUAAGAAUAUGAUUAUUUUUCAAACGAAAGAUUUUAAAAUUAUUUGAAGUAUUUAUCAUAUUUCAAACAACCUGAAUAUUUCAAAUUCGUUAAGUAUCCACUAGGCAUAAAAAUGCUUGAUUUAAUUUAACAAGACAAAUUUAUUGAAAACUUGAGUAAUAACGGAAUUGAAUUAGCAAAUAAAAUGAAUAUUCAAAAUACUUAUACUAAAUAAUUUUUAAAUUAUUUAGCAAAAAAAUCUAGCUUGUAAAAAGAUAUUAAAAAAGAAGAAAAUUGA